Spodoptera litura is the source of this 2243-nucleotide messenger RNA. RefSeq names its product lariat debranching enzyme (gene ldbr). NCBI's taxonomy places the organism in Eukaryota, Metazoa, Arthropoda, Insecta, Lepidoptera, Noctuidae. Gene Ontology annotation, cellular component: nucleus. Gene Ontology annotation, biological process: mRNA splicing, via spliceosome. The record is from RefSeq and is a predicted model, not a curated record. Gene Ontology annotation, molecular function: RNA lariat debranching enzyme activity.
GUAAAAAACUGGUCACACUGGCCAUGUCAUUUUGGACGCUGGCACGGCUGUCAUAAAAUGUUUACAGUUUGUGUUGUGCUAGAGCGCGGCGUAGUUGUGUUGUGUGGUGUUAUUAAAAUAGGUUAUAAUUAUUAUAUUGUUAGUAAAAAAUAUUUUUUACUGAGUAUAGAGUUACCAAAAGAUCUCAACGUUGGACAUUGUGUGUAAUCAUUUAAAAUGAAAAUCGCUGUAGAAGGUUGCGCCCAUGGCGAGCUCGAAAAAAUAUACGAGUGUAUUGAAACAAUACAGAAGAAGGAAGGCAUAAAGAUCGAUUUGUUGAUAUGCUGCGGUGACUUCCAAGCCGUUCGUAACCACGAGGACCUGCGGGCUAUGGCUGUGCCACAGAAAUAUCAGCAUAUGUGUUCAUUUCACAAAUAUUAUAGUGGUGAGAAGAAAGCUCCUAUAAUGACAAUAUUCAUUGGAGGCAAUCAUGAAGCUUCAAACUACUUGCAAGAGCUUCCCUAUGGAGGUUGGGUGGCUCCUAAUAUUUAUUAUUUGGGCAGAGCUGGAGUUGUUAAGUUUGGAGACUUAAGAAUUGGAGGAAUGUCAGGAAUUUACAAAGGUCAGGAUUAUGGUCAAGGACACUGGGAAUGCCUGCCCUACAAUCAAAGUUCACUUAGAACUGUGUACCAUGUCAGAUCCUUGGAAGUGUUCAGGUUAGACCAACUUAAAGAAAAAGUCCAUGUAAUGCUGUCCCAUGAUUGGCCAAGAGGGAUCACUGAUUAUGGCAAUACAGAAAAGUUAUUGCACUUCAAAACAUUUUUGAGGGAAGACAUAGAGUCUGGUCAACUAGGCAGUGUUCCAGCUAUGAAGCUACUCCAAUCUCUCAAACCAGAUUAUUGGUUUGCAGCACAUUUGCAUUGCCAGUAUGCAGCAAUUGUGAAACAUGAGGAGUCCGAGACAAAAUUUUUAGCUUUGGACAAAUGUUUACCUAAACGAAAACAUCUACAGAUUUUGGAUAUACCUUCUGAGUAUGAUGGUGACAUGUGUCUGAAACAUGAUGUGGAAUGGCUAGCAAUUUUGAGGAAUACAAACCAUUUGCUAGCUGUGAAAAAUGUUAAUCAGCACAUGCCUGGACCUGGUGGAAAUGAGAGGUACGACUUUACACCUACAGAAGCAGAGAAGGAAAAAGUGAGAAGUUUACUUGGAAGUCUUUUAUUAACAGAAAAUAGUUUUGUCAGGACUGCUGCUCCUUUCAAUCCAAAUGCACCAAAAAUUACUCCUCAAGAGCCAUUACUAAAUCCUCAAACAGUAGAGCUUUGUGAGAAACUUGGAAUUGAUGACCCAGUACAAGUUGUAAUGGCAAGGUCUGGUCGGAAGAUGAGACAACCAUGUGUUGAAGCUAAAGAAAUGAGACACCCAAGUGUUGAAGUUAAUGAACUGAUUGUAAAUCAAAAUUUAGAGUCUCCACCAAAACCAGUUUUGCAAACUCCUAUCAAGUCAUCAAAGCUGUCACUCUGCCUUCCACCACCGGUCACACCGAGUGGGAAUGAAAACUCUUCACCCACAUCCACACCUGAAUCUUCUACACCAGCAAAUAAUUGCGACAGUUUGAUAUAUGAAUGUAGAACACCAUCAUCCGAUGGGAAGAAGAAGUCAUUUAAGAGACGAAACAUGUCCAUUUAUAAUGUUUCAGAAGAUGGAAGUAGUAGUACUGAGACAACUUCUAUAUUAGACGAAGAUAGCCCUAGUUCUAAAUACACACGUGUAGAUAAUUUAUCUCGUUGACUAAUUCAACAAUAAUGACAGAACUUUGUAUUUUUCCCUGUAAGGAUUGUCAAUACAUAAAUAGUUGAGUCGGUAAUGUUAGAAAUGAAAGCACCUAGGAAAAAGUCUUUGUAGUAAAGAUAAUAUUUAUCUUACUAAUUUUGCACCCCUUUCUAGUUUGAACUUUUAUAAACCUCCAUAAUAUGGACUGAGGAAUAAGUAGCUCAAUUCCUAGUUUUUAGAAUGAAAAAAUACAUAGGUAUAAAUGUAUAUUGUAUUUUGUAACUAAAGUGCAGGAAAUUUUAGGCAAUAAAUAAUGUGCAAUGUUAUAAAGUCUUUUCUUAGAAAUUUUAAUAAAUUAGAACUUAAAUAGAAUCAAGACUCAACAAAUUAUUACUAUAAUUUAACAUUUUGCACUUAUAUUAUGAAAUGUAAUCAUGAAUGUAACUUGUUACUUGACAAGAUUCUACGAUUGCAGCAAUAUCUUGGCAUUUUUU